ACACUUCAAAAUGGCUGCGAGGCUACGUGAAAGCCUGUGAAUGACUGCACACAACUUUAACCGUAAUUAUGGAUCGACCCUCAGUUGAUCAAGUCAGGGCUGUCAUUGGUGCCCUGUACAAUGAUUCGGAUCCAAAUGGAAAAGAGAAAGCUUCAGAAUGGCUUCACGAACUUCAGCGCUCGGUUUAUGCUUGGGAAAUAGCUGACCAACUUUUAAGGCUAAACAUAAGUGUAGAAACAAGUUACUUUGCUGCUCAGACCAUGCGUACAAAGGUUCAGUAUUAUUUUUAUGAACUGCAACCCGCACAGUACCAGUCGCUUAAAGAUUCUCUUUUGGAUCAUCUGUGUACUCUUCAUUCUGUUUCUCAUGCUAUUGUUACUCAGCUGUGCCUUACUCUUGCUGAUCUUGCUGUACAAAUGCCACAGUGGAGGGAGGUGGUCAAUGAUCUCUGUCAGAGAUUUGGAACAACAGUGGAGAGACUACCUGUUCUCCUAGAAAUCUUAACAGUUCUUCCUGAAGAGGUGGGUAGUCAUCAUCUCAGAGUGGGUGCCAACAGAAGGGAAGACGUAACCCAGGAACUUCGUGCCUCAGCAGCCACAGUCCUCAAUCUCCUUACAGCUUGUGUGAGCCAAUUUCCAACAGAUACAAAUGUAAAAAUUAGGAUGUUUCGUUGUGCUGGUAGCUGGGUGACCCUUAGUGCAUUCCCACCCAUAGAAUUUGUAAGGAGUGAUCUGUUGCAGUCAACAUUCAAUGUCUUGCAUGAGGCUGAUUGCAAUGACUUAUUACAUGAAGUAGCAGCAGACUUUAUUUGUAAUGCGCUGUACACAUCUGAGAACCUUGAGAAUCAGGAACAGCUUGCUGAAGGACUUUUUCAGUAUGUGAUGAUGCUGCCGCCAGCUUAUGAAAAAGCUGUGCAAAGUGAAGACUUUGACCGAGCUCUCAAUAUCUGCAGAGUUUUUACUGAAAUGGGAGAGUCUUUCUUACCUGUGAUUGUUCAGUCACCUGGCAGGAGUCUUGGUGACUUAGGAACACUCACCAUUAUAUUGACUUGUGUAAAGCAUUAUCAGUAUGAGGUAGCGGAGGUAACAUUCAACUUCUGGUAUCGUUUAUCAGAGGCUUUAUAUAAGACUGAAGAUGAAGCAAAGGCAGCCCUCUUUAGACCAUAUUUUGAAAGUUUACUUGAAGCGUUGUGUGUUCACUGCCGGUUAGAAACCGAUGCGCAAGGAAUCCCAGAUGACUGUGACGAGUUUGGAGAGUUUCGACUCAGGGUGGCAGAUCUCAUCAAGGACUGUGUAUUUAUUGUAGGAUCAGGAAACUGUUUUAGUCAGAUGUACAACAGUAUUGUACAGCAAGGGAACGCAGUUCCUUGGGAAGCAACGGAAGCCGUCCUGUUUGUGAUGUCAACAGUAGCAAGAAAUGUACCAUCGAAUCUUGAGGUAGUUGGUCACUGUCUGCCCUUGGUUUUAAACUUACCGUCCAGCUUACAUGUUGCUGUUAGACACACUAGUAUUAAACUUGUUGGUGAGCUAGCAGAAUGGAUAAAAACACAUCCAGAGUAUCUUGAUCCCAUACUUCAGUUCUUGUUGUCAACUGUUCAAGAUCCCAAACUAUCUUCAGUGUCAGCUUCGGCUAUUGAAAGCCUUUGUAUAGCUUGUCACUCACAAAUGACAAAAUAUUUUGACGUUUUAGCUCAGGUGGUAGUAGCAGCAGAUUCGCUUUCCAUCUCAAGUGAUUCUUAUAUUGGACUCUUGAAAGGAGUGUGUAAAGUUUUAGAAGGGAUAGAGUCAGAACAACUUUCCGAAGGCUUAAAUUCUAUUUGCGGAAUACAUGUAACAUCACUUAAACAGAUUCUAUCUGCACCUGCGAACUCGUAUCCAGAUCCCACUCUGUGGUUGGACAGACUGGCUGCUACGUUCAGAUAUGUUAAUCCUAAAGUAGAAAAUGGUACGAAACACCCGGCUCUUACAGUCGUAGAGGAGGUGUGGCCAAUACUUUCCAACAUCUGUGAUAAGUACAGGGCGGACCUGAAAAUUAUUGAGCGAUGUUGUAGAUGUAUUAGAUUCGCUAUUCGCUGUCUUGGCAAAUCAGCGAUCAAUUUACUCUCCCCGUUGGUCUCACAGAUGGUGAGCGUGUAUGGAACCAAUCCUCACUCUUGCUUUCUGUACCUGGGAAGCAUUUUAGUCGAUGAAUAUGGUGACGAGGCUGGGUGUGUUCCUGGACUAAUUGGAAUGACUAUGGCUUUCUGCGGUCCAGCAUUUCAACUAUUAAGCCAAGAAAAAGGAAUGAUUGAACAUCCCGACACCAUCGAUGAUUUGUUUAGAUUAUGCGGCAGAUGCCUUCAGAAGUGUCCUCUGGCUUUUUUAAAGUGCGAUGUUGCCGUCCCUGCUAUCCAGUGCGCAAUAGUGGCAAGUACAUUAGAACACCGAGACGCAAAUUUGUCAGUGAUGAAAUUCAUUAAAAGCCUGGUCAGCUGUGCUACUGAAAAGUCGCGGAAUGAUAUUCAAGAGAGGCUUUCUUUAGUACAGAAGAUCCUUGCAGUUCACGGGCAAAAUAUAAUGACCGAUCUUCAAAUCAUGAUGCCGUUUGGAAAGCUUCCAAGCGCUUUUCGCGCCUGUUCAGAUGAAACCAAUCCAAAUUGAAGGAAAGGAGGUCAAGUACAGUUUCAAAAGUGCAGUUGAUGACGUCAAUGAAAAUCGAAACCAGUCAGCAACAAGCUGUCAUUGCUGAGAGCUCUACACGGAGCCUAGGAUGUAAUUACGUUCAAUAGCAAGAACAGCAGAGAAACUUGUCUGUAGACAAAAUUGUGGAAACAUCAAUCUAAGGUGUACUUUGCUCUGAAGAGAUGUCAUACGUUUUAUUUGAAUCCUCGGGAAGAUCUGGAAGCAAGGACUCUGCGAGAAGGAUUCAUCAUUUAGUUACAUUUAAACCCGAUAAGUGCAUGUUCGGCUUAUCAGGAGGGAGAAAUUUUGAAGCCGGAUGGUUUAAAGUGACAUAAAGAACAUUGCGUCGUAUUUUUAGCGAUGCCUCAAGGGCAUGUUUUACUUUCUAAAUUUAACAUUCAGUCUUUUUUUUUUCUGCUGGCUCUUGGAAUGUUUUACUGGACCUUCUUAUAUUGAACUCAAUUUAUCUAAAUUUCUUUCCUUCAGCAAACUGGAAAUUACCUGUCAAUUCACACAUUCUUAUUACACUGUCGCCGAUUGCCGUUCCUAUACGAUAAUGUUAAUUAACUUUUAACUUCAAACCAGUUUUAGUAAACUGCAUGCCUGUCACCUGAUAUAAGCUUCUUUACAGAGAUAUUCUGUGAAAUGUGAGUGAUACUGAUAAAAAGUUGUGAGCAUCUCAAAUGCACGAGGGGCUUUAUAGGCUUGGUAUACGCGAAAUGCUUCUUACAAGAGCCCUUUUGAGUAGACUGGCACGGUUUCUGAUAUCUUACGUCACUGCUCUUCGCUUUUUGAAUAUUUCGAUCAGACAGGUCUGCUCAGAAACUCGGAUAAUACUUGAAAAGUGGCACCUUGAUCAUUUUGGUAACAGAGUUAAAAUAUUCCUCCUGAACAGUUAUUGUUUGUUGAGUAGGUGACGGUGUUUGGACGUGGUCAAGAUAUACGCAGAACUGGUUUAGUCAAGGGCCUCUUUUGACGUGAAACAAUUCAGAAAAGAACUCAUUAAGCGCUGACGCUUACAUCUUGUUCGUUUUUGAGCAGAAAAGAAAACAAGAUUUAGCUCAAUUAAAAGUGCAAGAAAAACUCAACAAAGGCUAGAUAUCGCUUAAUUAAGCUGGACUGCCAUUACAAUUUGGGCUUAUUUCCCUGCCCCUACCCCUUACCCCAAAACAACCCUUGGUCACUCCGACUCGAUUCCAUUUUCUAAAUCCCAAUACGAACAAUAAUAACGUUUACCUUUUCUCACUUUUCGACCCACCCUCUCCUCAAUCUUUACUUCAUUUGCAUAAACUCACGUUAGACCGCGGGAAACUGGCUUUGAGUGGGUUGGGCAUCCAUCUUGGAUUUCCUCACGCGCGUAAGAUUUAACAGGUUUUUACGUUCAGUUGUUACUUAAAUCUGUUUUUCCUCUUUUAAUUGCUGGAUAAGUCGUCACUUCAAUUUUGAAAAUUCAGAUUUUUUUCUGCCUGCAAAGUAAUCCAGUCAAAGACGUAUUAUAUUUUUCAAUUUAGUUGCAGCAAUGGACAGUGGCAGUAACUCUCCAGAAAAGGACAUUGAAGAUAUGAAGCUCCUUGUGGAGUCCCUGGAAUACCAGAAGGACGAUUCGUCUCAACAGCAACAGGCUCUGAGAGCACUGGCUGUAAUUCUGUCGCAGAAUA
This is a messenger RNA of Stylophora pistillata, 4318 nucleotides long. RefSeq names its product transportin-3. Gene Ontology annotation, biological process: protein import into nucleus. The record is from RefSeq and is a predicted model, not a curated record. NCBI's taxonomy places the organism in Eukaryota, Metazoa, Cnidaria, Anthozoa, Scleractinia, Pocilloporidae. Gene Ontology annotation, cellular component: cytoplasm. Gene Ontology annotation, molecular function: small GTPase binding.